AUGGCAUUGAAUCUCGAUAGAUUGUCCGUCGUGGCAGCCACGCUGAGCUUCCUAUUGAUUCUGGCCUGUACGGUGCCCGCGGCUCGCAAAACCAUCUGCCGACUGGCAAGAAAACAGCAGUCUAUCCAGUUAUCAACAGAGUCAGGAACGGCGCUCUUCGCGCCACAAGACAGUCUUCAGGCAUAUGAGGACGAAGAUGGCGUCGCGACGAAAGCCUCGCUGCAGGCAUUCUCAGACGGGUGGCAGAAAGUCGCCAUUAUGGUUUUGUCUGUCGUGGGAUUUCACCUCGCGUUGGCGUUGGCGGCGCUUUUCUGUCUUCAAUCCGUGGCUUUCUAUACGGAGCCGUCCUGCGUGCAGAGGUAUAGGCUUGCCAACUAUGCUUUCGUCGCUAGUCUGCUCGCUGCUGCUAUAGCAUGCAUGCAGAUCAGUACAUCCUCAUCAGGAGGGUACUCUCCCACGAGGGAAAUCAAGAACCUUCUAGUCAGCAUCAUAGCUAUUGCCAUUCUUCGCGCCAUGAUCGGUGCCAUGAUUCCACGCCGUCCAAGCGUCUACCAUGACGGCCAAGUAGUCGACCAGCAGCAGAGUGCUAGCAUGCUCGGCCGAUAUACCUACGAAUGGGUCAGCGACUUGCUCCACUACAUCCGAAGAAACAAAGGGUUAGAGAUUGACUGUCUGCCCAAACUACCUUUUGCAGUCCGCGCUCACGCUCUUCACGCGCAACUGGAGUCGGUCAGUCAUUCCUGCACGUUGUGGAGGGCUUUGGUGGUGCAGCAUUCUGGGACACUUAUCCUGCAGGCAGCCCUCAGUCUGAUCACCUCGGUGCUGAGCUUCGGGCCUCAGAUCGCGCUGUACGGAAUCUUGAGGACUUUGGAAAGUCGUCAGCCUGGCGAAAGCGUCGCUAUGAGCUCGUGGCUCUGGGUGGCUGGUCUAGGAGCAGCCUUGGUCUUGUCCCUAGGGAUCGAGUCGUGGCUGUGGUGGGUUAUUUAUUCUCGACUCUGGUUGCCUAUCUACGAGGGGCUCUCUGCGCUGGUGUUUGCCAAGUUGAUGCGUUGCAAAGAUGUAAAAGAGAAACCACCGUCGAAGCAGAGCUCAGAGGACGCGGGCGGGGAGGACGAUGGAGAGCAGGAGAAUCGCCAGAGCGUCAUCAAUCUGGCGACAGUGGACUCAAAACGAAUUGCGGACUUCGUCAUGUUCAACUAUCUCAUUCCGAGUUGUGCGACCCGCUUGCUAAUUGCGGCUGGCUUUCUUGUUCAUUUGAUCGGGUGGCCCAGUUUGCUGUGUGGACUCUCAGUGUUCGCCCUUGUUAUGCCAGUCAACGUGCUUCUAACCAAAAGAUACUCUGACUCCCAGGAAAGAUUUAUGAAAGCCACCGACAAGCGCGCGGCCGCCGUAGCGGAAGUGCUCCAUGGGAUUCGCCAGAUCAAAUUCGCCGCCAUGGAGCAGCAAUGGGAGGAUUGUAUAAGGGGGAGUCGCCAGGCGGAGCUAAAUCUCUUGCGGAGGACCUUGCUGUACAACACGGGGCUGGUGUCCGUAUGGAUCCUAGGCCCGAUGAUGAUGUCCGCAGUCUCCCUAACUGUCUAUUGUUUGACGAAUCAGGAACUCUCACCAUCGGUAGCCUUCACAACCCUGUCCGUUUUCGGGUCCAUCGAGUCCGCGCUUGCUAGCCUGCCGGAUCUCUUUUCCCGAGGCAUGGAGGCAAAGGUCAGCGCAGACCGCAUAGACGCAUACAUGGCGUCCGCUGAAAAGACUCCACACGCGGUGGAUGUGGAUGCGGUCUCAUUCCACUGUGCCUCCAUCGCUUGGCCAUCGGAGACAGAACCGGAACAGCAGUGCGAAUCUAGUGACCGUUUCAUCCUCCCCCAGUUGGAUCUACGGUUUCCACCCAAAGGCUUCAGCGUGAUCGCCGGUAAGACCGGCACGGGUAAAAGCCUUAUUCUCGCGUCUAUCCUCGGCGAAUGCGAUGUACUGGCCGGGUCAGUGGCAGUUCCUCAUGCGCCGUCGCUAGAAGAACGGUUCGAUCACCGAGCCAUCCAGGACAACUGGAUCAUCGACUCAGCCGUGGCAUACGUAGCGCAGAAUCCGUGGACGGAGUCUGCCUCGAUCCGCGACAACAUCUUGUUUGGACUUCCUUUCAGCAACUCCCGGUACCUCGAGGCCGUAUUUGCGUCCGGGCUCCAUAAGGACCUCACACUGUUGCUAGACGGCGACAUGACCGACAUUGGCGCCAAUGGCAUCAAUCUAAGCGGUGGUCAGCGGUGGCGGAUCUCGUUCGCUCGUGCGCUAUACUCGCGCGCGGGGAUCUUAAUCCUAGAUGAUAUCUUCAGCGCUCUGGACGCGGAGACAGGUCGCCAUGUGUACGAGCAUGGCCUCACCGGAGUGCUCGGGAGAGACCGUACUCGAAUCCUCGUUACACACCACAUCUCGUUGUGUCUGCCUCGGGCAGACUAUUUUGUGGUCCUCGACAAUGGAUCAGUGUCUCAUGCGGGCCCCGUGGAAGAGUUGGCGGAUCCGUCUCUGGCGCAGCUUCUGCAUGGACUGGAGACGGAAACCCCCGUGUCCCCGAUAGAGGCUAUCACAACCGAUCACGAAUGGUCUGGUAGAAAGCGCUUGUCGGUGGAUCCGAGUCCAGCUAUGCCUCCCUCCCACAUACCCAGAAAGUUCACGCAGGAUGAGAAGCGCGAGACAGGGUCGGUGUCAGCUAAGGUGUACGCAACCUACCUCCGUAAAGGGAGUGGUAAAGGGAGUGGGCUUACCCUAUGGCCGUUGGUCCUGCUUGGAGGUAUCAUGUUCAAUGCUUUGUCGGUUAGCCGGUCUUGGUGGGUGGGUGUCUGGACAAGCUCGACCGGGCAGUCCCAUAUAGCUCAAACAUCGACAAACAGCGAAGUGCUCUUCUAUCUCUCCGUCUACGUAGGCCUCUCUGUGGCGGCCUGCGUUGUGGGCACGCUGCGCUACUUUGUCCUCGUCCAUGCAAGUCUUCAAUCCUCCCGUCGGAUGUUCGAAGGACUGCUCGCAACCGUUCUCCGGGCACCUCCCCGGUGGCUGGAUACCGUCCCAGUCGGCCGCAUUUUAAACCGGUUCACGUCAGACAUUCACCUUCUUGAUUGGAGGCUGGGUUAUGAUCUGGGGCUCUUCCUGUACAAGGCGUUAGAGUUCACAGGCAUUCUCGUGGCCAGCGUGCUAGUCUCGCCCACUAUCUUGGUCCUUGCCGCAAUCUUGCUAGUCCCUUGUUUGUCAAUCUCGCGGUUCUACCUGACGGCCGCCCGCGAGAUCAAACGGCUCGAGAGCACUGCCAAAAGCCCCGUCAUGGAACAAUUCGGCUCCAGCCUGACCGGUCUGACGACCAUCCGCGCGUACGCCAAAACACAAGUGUACAUCCGGGAGAUGUACGCGCGGAUCGACCGUCACGCGCAAACGGCAUGGCAUCUGUGGCUCCUCAACCGCUGGCUGGCUCUGCGGAUGAGUGUCAUCGGCGCAGUCUUCUCGACGACGACGGCCGCCCUUGUCGUCUACACCCCCACCAUCUCCGCCGCCAUGGCCGGGUUCGCCAUCAGCUUUGCUCUGCAAUAUAACUAUGCAAUUUCCAUGGGUCUGCGGUUCUACGCCGACCUGGAGAUGGAUAUGAACGCGACGGAGCGCGUGCUGGAGUACUCCUCCAUGGAGACCGAAGACCAAGGAGGUCAUGACCCGCCCGCCGCCUGGCCGACACGCGGUCACAUCGAGGUAGAUAACCUGGUGGCCGGAUACGCUGCCGACCUGCCGGCUGUUCUGAACGGGCUAAGCUUCACUGUGGAACCCAACCAGCGAGUCGGCGUGGUGGGCCGCACAGGAUCAGGCAAGUCGUCCUUGACGCUGGCGCUCUACCGCUUCCUGGAGGCGCGCCACGGCCGUAUCCGAAUCGAUGGGCUGGACGUGUCUCGGAUGAAGCUGCAAGCGCUCCGCAGCCGGCUAGCCAUCAUCCCCCAGGAUCCCGUGCUAUUCUCGGGGACUCUGCGCUCAAAUUUAGAUCCGUUUGGCGAGCACACGGACGAGGAGUUGUGGAACGCCCUGGAAAGGGUACACAUGGUGUCCUUCGAAGAUAACCGGACGCUUGGAUCUCAGCACAGCACAAAAUCCUUAACCAGCAGCCCUACUCUAGCUUCUUCCUGGUCGUCUGCCUCAUCCAUCAACUCUUCCGCCAAGCCAUCCUUCAGCGGGAUCGCCUCCCUGAACACCGCAGUUUCCGAAGGGGGCUCCAAUCUCUCACAAGGGGAGCGACAGCUCCUAUGUCUUGCGCGAGCCAUCGUGUCCCAGCCCAAGAUCAUGAUCCUGGAUGAAGCCACGUCAGCCGUCGACAUGGAGACCGACGCCCUCAUCCAGCGGUCUAUCCGGACGGAGUUCGGACGCCGGGCGUCAUCACUACUCGUCAUCGCCCACCGACUCAGCACCAUCGCUGAUUUUGACCGCAUCUUGGUCAUGGAUGCGGGUAAGGCUGUGGAGUUCGGUCCGCCGCGAAAGCUUCUCGCUAUUGAGGGCGGCGUGUUUCGGAAUUUGGUAGAGAAUAGUGGUGAGAGGGCGCUCGUGGAGGCGAUCAUUCUGCGUGGAUAGUGAGGUGGGUCUGACUGCUUUGAAGGAAAAGUAAGGGGAGUAAUGAAGAAAUCGACGUUGCUUGGAUAUCAUAGUUAGUU
Molecule: messenger RNA, 4664 nt
Organism: Aspergillus campestris IBT 28561
Lineage: Eukaryota; Fungi; Ascomycota; Eurotiomycetes; Eurotiales; Aspergillaceae
Product: P-loop containing nucleoside triphosphate hydrolase protein
Exons: 3
Coding region: 1-4584 (1527 amino acids)
Biological process (GO): transmembrane transport
Cellular component (GO): membrane
Molecular function (GO): ABC-type transporter activity; ATP binding; ATP hydrolysis activity
Source: RefSeq, a predicted model, not a curated record